This is a messenger RNA of Uranotaenia lowii, 2063 nucleotides long. Its product is annotated as leucine--tRNA ligase, cytoplasmic-like. Gene Ontology annotation, biological process: leucyl-tRNA aminoacylation. The transcript has 3 exons. NCBI's taxonomy places the organism in Eukaryota, Metazoa, Arthropoda, Insecta, Diptera, Culicidae. The annotation marks the transcript as partial. The record is from RefSeq and is a predicted model, not a curated record. Gene Ontology annotation, molecular function: leucine-tRNA ligase activity; aminoacyl-tRNA deacylase activity; ATP binding.
UGUCACAACAAACCGAUCGACGUGUUUUUUCGUUCGUCGUUUUGUUCGCCGGUUUGGUCACUUUUGCGGUCGGUUUUGGAAAUCCCAUGCGGAUGCAAAAAUUGUUCAGAUUUCUUCGGAUAUAACGGAGGUGAAGAAGUUUGUUGUCUUUAUUCAAUCGUGAUUGGAGAUUUCUCAUAGUCGGUCUGUUAUAACUACUGAGGAUCAUGGCGGCCGAACGAAAGGGAACUUUUAAGGUGGAAUACCUGCAAAAGAUCGAACGGGAUAUGCAGGCUCGAUGGGAGGAACAGAAAAUUCACGAGAGCGAUGCAUCUACCAGUCCGAAAAAGUCGGAGGACGAGAAGUUUAUGGUGACGUUUCCGUUUCCGUACAUGAAUGGUAGACUGCAUCUGGGACAUACGUUUUCCCUGUCGAAGGCCGAGUUUGGGGUGCGCUAUCAGCGCCUGAAGGGUAAAAGAGUUUUGUUUCCUUUCGGGUUCCACUGUACCGGAAUGCCGAUUAAGGCAUGUGCGGAUAAGUUGAAACGGGAGAUGGAAACGUUCGGAUGCCCUCCGGUCUUUCCGGUUAUUGAGGAAGAAGUUGUGGUGGAAGAGAAAGACGUGAUCCCGAAGGAUAAAAGCAAGGGUAAGAAAAGUAAGGCCACGGCUAAGGCUGGCGGUGCCAAAUAUCAGUGGCAGAUUAUGCAAAGUCUGGGACUGCAGGAUGAGGAUAUCAAAAAGUUUGCUGAUACUGAUCAUUGGUUGGAAUACUUUCCGCCGUUGGCAAUCCAAGAUCUCAAGUCGAUCGGGUGUCACAUUGAUUGGAGGCGAACUUUCAUAACGACCGAUGCCAACCCGUACUUCGAUUCUUUCGUCCGUUGGCAGUUUAACCAUCUGAAGACACGGGGCAAGAUUAUGUAUGGAAAGCGGCACACGAUUUUCUCGCCCAAAGACGGGCAACCGUGUAUGGAUCACGAUCGUUCCUCUGGCGAAGGUGUGGGACCACAGGAGUAUACGCUCAUUAAGAUGAAGGUAACCGGAAAGCUUCCAGCAAAAUUGGCUUCGGUAAAGGCUCCGGUUUAUUUGGUCUGCGGUACCCUGCGUCCGGAAACUAUGUACGGCCAAACUAAUUGCUGGGUUCAUCCGGACAUUAAGUAUAUCGCUUUCGAAACCACUCGAAACGGAGAGGUGUGGAUUGCUACUAGACGAGCCGCUCGAAAUAUGGCUUAUCAGGGCUUCACGGCCACCGAAGGGGUGGUUAAAGAAGUGGCCGAACUCACUGGUCAGGAAAUUAUGGGAUUGGCGCUGUCAGCUCCCUUGACUCCGAAUAAGGUUAUCUACACCCUUCCGAUGCUUUCGAUCAAGGAAGACAAAGGUACCGGUGUGGUCACCUCGGUUCCAUCUGAUUCACCGGACGAUUACGCGGCCUUGGUGGACUUGCAAAAGAAGCAACCGUUCCGUGAAAAGUACGGAAUAACCGAUGAGAUGGUGCUGCCAUUUAAACCUAUUCCGAUUAUCGAAGUUCCAGGUUUGGGAAAUUUGAGCGCUGUUACUGCAUAUGAUCAGUUUAAGAUUCAGAGUCAGAACGAUCGUGAUAAGUUGAUCGAAGCAAAGGAGCUGGUGUAUUUGAAGGGAUUCUAUGAUGGCAUUUUGCUAGUAGGGGAACACGCUGGCAAGAAAGUUCAAGAUGUCAAGAAGGAUCUGAAGAAGUAUCUAGUAGAUCGUAACGAGGCAGAUGUUUACUUCGAGCCAGAGAAGACGAUCAUGUCCCGUUCGGGAGACGUCUGCGUUGUGGCCCUUUGUAAUCAGUGGUAUUUGAACUAUGGUGAACCUACCUGGCAAAAGACCACAACCGACCAUCUGAGAACGAUGGAGCUGUAUCACGAAGAGGUGGCCCGAAAUUUCGAGAACUGUCUGGACUGGCUCCACGAGUAUGCUUGCUCUCGAACCUACGGUCUGGGAACGAAACUGCCUUGGGAUGAGCAGUGGCUGAUUGAGUCGCUUUCGGAUUCCACUAUCUAUAAUGCGUUCUAUACGGUGGUACAUUUGCUGCAAGGUGGAUCGUUCCGUGGGGAAAAACCGAGC